GUGUUUACGCUGGAAACUAAUCUGGCAACCCAUAACUUCCGUCGGUUCCAGUUGUUUGUUUUCAUUUGUCAAUAAAGUUUUUUUCUGUUGCGGUUCAAAAGCUCUUGAGUAUGCUCCCGCAGUUUUUUCCUCCUCGUAAAUGUUGUCAGUUCAUUCAGAAAGUUUUCAAACUGCAGUCCCGCGCGCUCGUGUCAGAUUCCGCGCGCGCAGAUGAGCACAUCAGAAGAUUCAUCCGUGACAACACGCAGGUCUGCAGGGAUCAGAGUCUGACUCCGCAGAUCCAGCUCCGGUUAUUCACUCCGAGCUGCAGAUUCUGGAGGGAGAGCCCGGAGCUGUGGCCGUUCGGGGAUCCGUACUGGGCGUUGUACUGGCCGGGAGGACAAGCGCUCUGCAGAUUCCUCCUGGACUCCCCCGGGGAGUGUCGCGGGAAGGCGGUGCUGGACGUGGGAAGCGGCUGCGGAGCUGGAGCCAUCGCCGCUCGGCUCUGCGGAGCCUCCCGGGUGGUGGCGAACGACACGGACCCGGUUGCAGCUGUUGCCGUCCGCAUGAACUGCGAGCUGAACGGCGUGGUGCCGCCCGUUUGCGUGACAGACAACCUGAUCGGGUCAGAACCUGAAGACUUCCAGGUUAUCCUCCUGGGGGACAUGUUCUACGACGACGCCCUCGCUGCCAGCCUCCACAGCUGGUUGGACCGCUGCAUCAGAAGUCAGGGGACCAAAGUUCUGAUCGGGGAUCCUGGGCGAUCGCAGUUUGAGGAUUUCUCCUCCACAAAUGUCCUGCAGCGUUUGGCGCAGUUUGAGCUCCCUGAGUGCGUCCGAGAAGAAAACUACGGUCUGACCUGCAGCAGUGUGUGGAAAUAUUGUCCUUAACUCUGAGAACAGAAGUGGGUUUGACCUGAAAACCAUUAAUAUAUCAAAGUGUCUCAUCCUUUAUUUUGAUUCCUUUAGCACACUUGUGAGAUGUCUAGUCUUCUUUGAACAUCUUUGAAUUAAAAAGGUCUCUUUCUAAA
Molecule: messenger RNA, 1009 nt
Organism: Oryzias melastigma (Indian medaka)
Lineage: Eukaryota; Metazoa; Chordata; Actinopteri; Beloniformes; Adrianichthyidae
Gene: etfbkmt
Product: electron transfer flavoprotein subunit beta lysine methyltransferase
Exons: 3
Coding region: 111-869 (252 amino acids)
Biological process (GO): peptidyl-lysine trimethylation
Cellular component (GO): mitochondrial matrix
Molecular function (GO): protein-lysine N-methyltransferase activity
Source: RefSeq, a predicted model, not a curated record